UUCCAAAGGCCGGCGGGAGAACGAUCAGAACUCACUUGAGAGCUUGUCGAGAGCAGUCGCAAUCUUGAGAUAUCUACGCUAAUAUUUCUCGCAAGAAAAUACGGAACAAUACCUGGAUAAUCAAUGGCACUGAUGCUUGGAGAGCUGUCACAACACAACGGCAUGCACAGCAUUGCAAAUGAUAUGCUGUGGGCCGAGAUGGACGACAUCCUCAUGGAGAACUUCUCCGACUACUCGGCAGGCUUUGAGCAGCCGGGUUUCCCCCUUUUGAUGCCUAGCGGUCCCCCUCGCCCAGAGACCAGUUCACCCACCGGUACCGUGUCCAGCCUCUGCAGCAGUGAUGGCGGCAGUGCCUGUGUCUCGCCUCCUCCAGGCCUGCACGCACACGAGGGUUACACGGACCUCCUGGACUUGGACUUCAUCCUGAACAACACAGUCUAUGGCCAGGAAGAGGAGAUGCCGAUUGGUAUCAAGAUCAAGGAGGAGCCGAUGAGUCCAGGCGGAAGCAGCUGCUGUGGUAGCAUGGAAGCCCCAUCCCCAGUGGCUCUGCCCGAGAUGGACAGUUUCCUCAACUUCCCUGAUAUCUCCCUGGAGCGCUUCGCUGCUCCAGAUGUGAAGCCCUUCCUGAUGCAGAUGCAGCAGCACCAGCAGCCACAACAGAACACUCUGCAUCACCUGUCCCCCCAUCAUCCUCGCCAGCAACCUCAGCAGCAGCAGAUGUCACCUCCCUGCUCGCCACAGACAGUACCCGAGCUGCCAUCCUACGCCGCUCAUCAGAUGCAGGCCAGGCAACACAUGCUGAUGAUAUCCCUCCAGCAGCACCAACAGCAACAACAUCAGCAGUCUCUGCUGACACCCCCGAACACUCCCCCUACCUCCCCACUCCUCGAUCUGCUCCGCAACACACCGGCCGACACCAAUAUGCCGCCUCCGCAGACAUCAGGAGCUCCUCAGAUCGUCCGCAAGAAGGGUCGCCGUGCCUGGGGCCGUAAGCGCACCACAACCCACACCUGUACCAACCCUGGCUGUGGCAAGACCUACACCAAGAGCUCUCACCUCAAGGCCCACAUGCGCACUCACACCGGAGAGAAGCCCUACCACUGCAACUGGAAGGGAUGCGGCUGGAAGUUCGCCCGUUCCGAUGAGCUGACCCGUCACUAUCGCAAACACACCGGCGACCGACCGUUCCAGUGUCAUCUGUGCGAUAGGGCAUUCUCCCGCUCCGACCACCUGUCGCUUCACAUGAAACGCCACAUGUGAACAGUCUCAUCAUGAACACUUGACAUUUUUUAAAUGUUAAUGUACAUGCAAAAUGCGAGGGUACUUAUGAAGAAACGAACUUUUUACCAUCUUCAUUUUUGGACAUGUUUCCAUAAUGACACUGAAACUCGUUUACUUUGUAUAAAUUAAAGUGCCAGUUUGUAUUUGCUGUACACUUUUUGGUGAAGUUCUCGGAGUCGAUUCUUUUGGGGUUUAAAAACCAAAAGAAUGGCUGAUUACCGAUGAGCUACCGACGAAACCAAAUAGCGCCGAUGGCUGGGCCCGAGGUCCAGUACGUCGGCGUGGUUGUGUCAGAGAGGCAGGUCUCUAUGGCAAACUGGAGUAAGAAUCGAUUCUUUUACUUCCGAUUUCGACACCGAGUCGAUUUGCCACAAAAAAGAAAGAAAAACAUCUUCAUGGAGACCUGCAUGCGAAGUACAGUAUUUUUUUAUAUCUAAAAAAAGGAAUAUCUGCAUGAAAAAUUUCGAUGGCAGUUUUUUGCAAAAGUUUGUCACUUGUUUUGCUAUUUUGCUCAUUUCGAAAAACCAGAAAAUUCCUAUUUAAAAUACUUGGUUUUGAUGACAAUGUAAAUAAACUGGUGUUCACGGAAAAAGUCAAAUUUUCAACAAAAAUCAAGUCUGCAAUGUUUUUCAAUCAGUGCACAGACAAAAAAAGACACGACAGUGAACACAGUACUAGUGAAAUAUUACUUUUCAAUAAUAGAAAAACAAAUUGCCAUUUUCUGUUUUGCUGCUUUUAUCGCGCACUUUACGCUAAUCAUAUAGUGCAAUUAAACUAUAAAUAUAUUUAAAGUACUACUGUAGUAUAUUUUAGAGAAAUUUUGUUAAUGUUCAACUGAAAAAGAGUAGGCACAAAAUCAUAAAUGCAUGCCCGAUUUAUCACCUUAUCAAAGUAUCGUAUCAGCUGGUCUGUGAGUUAUAUUAAUAUUCUGUAUGAAUAAUUUUGUAUGUUAUCUAUUCAACUCGUCAACUUAAUGAUUUAUAACCUUUGCACCGGUGUUUAAUUGACGAUUAUUAUUGAUCAUUAUUGAUAAGAGAGAGAGACAGAGAAGAGAAGGCUGAAUAAAAGACCACUGGUUGGUCGCCCGAGAAAUGAAAAA
Patiria miniata (bat star) is the source of this 2380-nucleotide messenger RNA. Its product is annotated as Krueppel-like factor 2. The record is from RefSeq and is a predicted model, not a curated record. Lineage: Eukaryota; Metazoa; Echinodermata; Asteroidea; Valvatida; Asterinidae. Gene Ontology annotation, molecular function: DNA-binding transcription factor activity, RNA polymerase II-specific; RNA polymerase II cis-regulatory region sequence-specific DNA binding. Gene Ontology annotation, biological process: regulation of transcription by RNA polymerase II. The transcript has 2 exons. The coding region runs from base 124 to 1260 and encodes 378 amino acids.